UUUGUCCUCACGGUUUUAUGAGGAAGUCUCGGGUACAUGUUCCUGAAGGUGCUCGAUAAAAAACAUGAGCUGAGCUACAACUUCCACUCAACGCGUGAAAACACAAGAAGCUACCAGACAUCAGCGGUUUGUGAGGACAGGAUGUUGAGGAGCAACCCUCCCUCUGACUAUGACACCAGCAGCUAUGCAGGAUCCAUACAGUCCAAUGGUUAUUCCACAAUGGAUGAUGCAUCAUCCCAAAUAUCAAAUUUGUCCAGCCUCAGUGCGAAGUCCAUUUACAUGCAGAGGAGGGAGUACGCAGACUCGUUAAACAAGAUGCUGGACACAUUUCAGUACCGGGUGGAGCACCUGUUUACUUGUAACCUGGAUGGGAAGGAGCUAAAAAACAUCAAAGACUGUGUGGAGCGCCUGAAGCUGCUGGAUCAGAUGGAUCGUGUGUGGGGUCAGAACAUGCUACUGGAGGUGCGAGGAAACAACCUGCUCUUCAAAGACAUCGAAACCAUGGAGGAGCUGGAGUCCAUUCUUCUCAGCGAUGUACAGGAGUUGGAGGCCGUGCUGAAUGCUGAAGUGUACAACUCCCUGCUCACCCUGUCAGUUCAGUCCAGAAACAAACACACCACCACGGUCUUCAUGUUCCAGUGUGAAGACGUCAGGGCUGAUUACAUUCAAAAGAGUCUAUCCCAAACAUUGACACAUAGAAGAGAAGAGUCAGGCCUCAGUAGAAAUGUGAAAGUAGCAGAAGGACCUAAAAAAGAAAAACAACCACAGUGGAUUCCUUCUGACUACGGAGAGGCUGAUUAUCCUAAGAGUGAACCACAUCCAACUCAGGGCAGGGAGGUUGAGAAGAAGGAGGACACUCCACCGCGCCGGGAGCAGGCCCCGCCCCAGCCCCCUCUCGUUGCACCCCCUCCGAGAGCAUACACCGAGCUGGAGAGGAACGUGGAUAUUUUGAAUCACAUUUUAAAUGAGAUAGAAAUCUUCAUGGGGAAAAUAGCUGCUAUAGAAGCUAAAAGUGCAAAGAAAAACAAAAAGAAGAAGAAGAAAGGAAAAGCUUUGGAUGGAAUGCCUCCUGCAGAAGAAUUUGCAGAAUGUUUCCAUAAAUGCAAAUAUGGUUUUAACCUUCUGGCAGAGCUCAAUAAAAAGAUCCAUAAUCCAGGAGCGCCUGAAUUCAUCCACUCCUUAUUCUCAACAUUAGCAUAUUUGGUGUCUCACUGCCCCAAAGAUCAACCGGCCACCAUUGUGGCGCCGCUACUCACCCCUCAAUGCAUCCGUCUCCUGAGUGAAGAGGCGUCCAGCGAGGAGGACGAGCUGUGGCAGUCUCUGGGAGACCCCUGGAACAUCCCCAGUUCCCAGUGGCCUGAGGACGAUGAGGACAUUCCAGUUUACAGCCUGGAGUUCAGUGAUGGCUGGCAGCCCCCUGAAAUAACUGCAGCACCUGCACCGAGCGAACCAGCGAGCAGACAGGAGAGUCCCAAACCUGCUCCAAAACCAAAACCUUCACCUCCACCUCAAAUUCAAAGCACAACUGAGCAUAUCUAUGCCAAGUGUAAACCAAAACCACCAAAAGCUAAAAACUUACCUGAAUCAAAACGGUGUGACCUGCGCGUUAAGUAUGACUUCAUUGCAAGAAAUCAUCGAGAGCUCUCCAUCAUGAAAGGAGAAAUCGUGGAGCUGUUGGACAAGUCGAAGCAGUGGUGGAAAGUGAAGAACAGCAACGGGGAGGAAGGUUAUGUGCCCAAUAAUGUCCUGGGGGCUGAUGACGAAUCAUCUGUUGAGAAAUAUGAGGCAUCUCCAUUGCUAACAAGAAAAUCCAAACCACCACAAGUGAAAGCCUGGCUGGAAGACAAGGAGUUCAGCCAAAUCACCGUGCGCUGUCUAGGCGGGCUGAGCGGCCCCAUGUUGUUGGGAAUGACCAGAGAGGAACUGAAAAUGGUGUGUCCAGAGGAAGGAGGGCGGGUCUUCUUCCAGCUGCAAGCAGUCAAGUCUGCCUUAGCUUGAAAAGGGCACCCUGGGAGCAGAGGGGAGGAAAUAUGCUUGGACCAAAACAGUGAAUGGAAACUGGAUUUCAGCUACUAAUAAGCAACAGAAAAAAGUAACUUUGGCAUUUAGUCACUUUCUAUAAUCAAGAAAGAUACUUCAUAUUUAUACAUAAUUUUAUUAUUUAUAAAAUAUUAAAAAAAUGUGACUUUUAAAUGUAUAUUAGUGAAGUUGUUUAGUGUUAUUCUGAAAUGUUUCAAGUCAUCAAAUUAGCACAUUUGAUGAAGUGUAAAUAGAAGUAUCGCAAAUGAUUUAGUAACACGUUAAUAUUGCAGCAUAACUGAACACUAAUAACACAAGUAUGAUUUUUAUUGUCAUUCUGCAACCUGUAAAUUAAAGUCUGGCACAAGUUGA
Cololabis saira (Pacific saury) is the source of this 2391-nucleotide messenger RNA. RefSeq names its product EPS8 signaling adaptor L3a (gene eps8l3a). Gene Ontology annotation, cellular component: plasma membrane; ruffle membrane; vesicle. Gene Ontology annotation, biological process: regulation of Rho protein signal transduction; Rho protein signal transduction; positive regulation of ruffle assembly. The record is from RefSeq and is a predicted model, not a curated record. The coding region runs from base 37 to 1998 and encodes 653 amino acids. Gene Ontology annotation, molecular function: actin binding. The transcript is spliced from 20 exons. NCBI's taxonomy places the organism in Eukaryota, Metazoa, Chordata, Actinopteri, Beloniformes, Belonidae.